Molecule: messenger RNA, 5620 nt
Organism: Nasonia vitripennis (jewel wasp)
Lineage: Eukaryota; Metazoa; Arthropoda; Insecta; Hymenoptera; Pteromalidae
Gene: CoRest
Product: REST corepressor 3
Exons: 10
Coding region: 1555-2991 (478 amino acids)
Biological process (GO): regulation of transcription by RNA polymerase II; negative regulation of DNA-templated transcription
Cellular component (GO): transcription regulator complex; histone deacetylase complex
Molecular function (GO): transcription corepressor activity
Source: RefSeq, a predicted model, not a curated record
UAUGAGGGAAUUGUUAUUUGGACGUCGAAUGAAAGGUGUUAUAUUCGAAAGUAGUCGUUCGCCUUGAAAAAAUUUCCCGGCGCUUAUCCGUUUUCUAUACAUACAUAUAUAGGUAUAUAGAGUCGAUGCCGAAGAACGUACAGUGUGGUUAUAUGUGGACAAAAUUUUAAGUUUGGCUGCGAACGAAUAUAAUUUCACGAGCCAUUGAAGAAUUAUGCUUUUGCGUCGUUGUGUCGUUCUCCCGCAGGCCCGCGCACAAGCUCCCGGCAGUGCGCGCGCUCUAGAGUUGGCUUUGCAAUGAACUGCCUUGCAACUGCGCAUGCAACAAAAUAACAAUCGCACAAGUACUUCGUAAGUAGUUAGUUAAAGCCCAAGCUUGAGCGGCUUUAAAAAUGGCAGAGAGCGGCCCGUGGGCCGUGGCGGCGGCGCGCGUUUCCCGCAGGUUUCACACAGGCUGGCGCGCACGGGCUGGCACGGGCCAGCCAGGAGAAAUGCCAAGCGAACUUAAUGUGCCGCAGGAGAGUGCGAAUGUGGGGCGGCUCAGAAGCGGCCGACGAGAGUCGAGACUCGAGAGGGUGACCCGAGACAAGCUGGGACCUGGGAAGGAGAGGUACAGAUCCGCGGUGAAACUUGGAAAGCGCAGUGACCAAUCAGGAGCUGGUCCUCGGCGACUCGACGAUCACCCGUCGCAGCUCACGGUAGUCACAGCUGUCUUCUGAUGCUCUACUAUUACGCCUGCGUGACCGUCUCGAGCACGCUCUCGCUCUUCUAUCACUUCUAUAAGUGCUGCGCUGGCGCUGGGCGCUGCGUGCUUUAAGUACAUCCCAGUGUAUUCGAGCCUUCGCGUUCUCUCUCUCUCUCUCUCUCUCUCUCUCUCUUCUUCGUUUAUACGAGGUCGCUCCGUUGUACAGUUUACUUAUAUACUUUGCCCAACGCUCGCUGGGUCUUUGUCGCCGAAUCGGACUUCGGAGCUCUGCAAACUGCGAAUAAAAGCCGAAGGAGCAGGAAGUGCGCGCGGGUAUCGAUUGCGGGAUCUCUUAUUCCUUCAGUUGCCUCAGUCGCAGUCCGUCACCAGACUCGUCAGUAACCAAACCCGGACCCCGCAAUUCGCAUGGCGCAAUGGCGCAUACGCAUACGCAUACGCAUACAUAGGUAUUAGGCAUACGGCAUACAGUCCGGACGCCAUAGCACUCUUCCCCUCCCCGCGGCCCCGCACGCCGCCCGCCGCUGGCCGCACUCAGCAGUAGCAGUAGCAGUUCCCAGCUCGACUCUCGAGCGAGAGAGGCGAGACUCGAGAGCAGUUCGGUUCAGCAGUCAGUCUCGCAGUCUCCUCUCGGCUCUCACAUAGUGGCUAGUGGUAUCGCGUGUGUCGGCUGCCAGGGGGACACCUACGGGCGCACGUAGCCUCGCGCGUAUCCGUCCACAAGUCCGGCGGAGCAUCGCAGAGAGCGACUGCAAGCCAAGCAGCCGAGUGGAUACUUGGGUAGAAGCGACCGAUUUCGCGGAUAGUGGUGAUCGCUCGAUCAACUUUGCUUCCGGACCAACCGCAGAAGGAUGGUGCUGGCCGAGAGGAAUUCCGAGAGCGUACGCAACGGGCGCAGGUCCAGGGGCCCCAGCCCCAACGGGCAGACCGAGUCCUCCAGCGAAGAGGACGGAGUUCCAGCAGAAAAGAUCCGUGUCGGCAGGGACUACCAAGCUAUAGUGCCCGAGCUCAUUCCCAUCAAUGAUAAGAAGCGCAAGCCGGAUCAAUGCCCCGAAAGGGCACUGCUUGUCUGGUCGCCUACCAUCGAGAUACCAGAUCAGAAAUUGGACGAGUAUAUUGUAUGUGCAAAAGAAAAGUUUGGAUACAACGGGGAACAGGCAUUGGGAAUGCUAUUCUGGCACAAACACAACCUCGAGCGAGCAGUUCUCGAUCUGGCAAACUUCACACCUUUCCCCGAUGAGUGGACUGUGGAGGACAAGGUCCUGUUCGAACAGGCCUUUCAAUUCCACGGCAAAAGCUUUCACAGAAUUCGUCAAAUGCUCCCAGACAAAUCAAUAGCCAGCCUUGUCAAAUACUACUACAGUUGGAAGAAAACCAGAACCAAGACAUCCUUAAUGGACAGGCAAGCAAGAAAGCUCACUAGUGGUGGUAAGGAAGGCGAAAACGGAAGUGAGAAUGGAAGCGACUUGGCUUCUAACACAGACAGUGAAUCUGAAGAAAAAAAAUGGACGAUCCACCGCGGAAUUCGUCGUGGAAAAAACCAGACCGCGCCAGGAAGCCAAGGCGCUGAUGCCAAGGCCUCAUCCGAAACGGAAAACGUUCCUCUGGUUCAGGGCUCGUGUAGCAACUGUGGCGUUGCUUGUCAUAGCGUUCGUUCUACGCCCAAGGGACACGCGUGUCAUAGCUGCUAUCUGCAUUGGAGGCGUACGGGUGUCGCAAGACCACUAAGCUCAAUGCCGGGUCGAUCGAACAAACGAAAACCACCGCGUGGACUAGUCGUCAAUCACGACGACUUGGCGGCGCUGGCCGGUCAGCCGAACCAAGCCAUCAGCACCCUGCAAGCUAUUGACACUGAAAUCGUUAGCCUCAAGCGACAAAUCCAAUCGAACAAGCAGCAGGUGAGCGCACUGAAGCGCAAGACGUCGGACGGCAUCGACGAGCUGCGGCCACCAGAGAACUCGAGCAGGAUCAACUCGCGCUGGACGAAUGACGAACUGUUGCUGGCUGUGCAGGGUGUGCGCAAGUACGGCAAGGACUUUUCAGCUAUCGCCGAUGUCAUCGGCACCAAGACCGAGGCGCAUCUCAAAAACUUCUUCGUUAAUUACCGCAGAAGAUACAAUUUGGACGCUGUGCUCAAAGAAUACGAGGCGGAAAACGGCCCUAUCCUCAUAGACGACGACAAGGACGACAAGAUGGAAGUUGAUCCACCAUCUAAUUCUGAAUCAGCAGAGAGCUCGCAGAAAACGCAGAAAACGCCAACGGCCCAAGUCAAUCAAACAGCGAAAUAACACACGACUAUGGUUCUUAAUGCAGUCAAGCGCGUUAAGCAGACUUAACUUGAGUAAUUACAACAUUAUACAUUUACAACACACAAUUAUACAUUUCAAGCUAUUUGAAUAAGAGUCUAACGCGAAAAGGGAGCUUACUUACGCGCACCAAUGCUCUCUAUAUAUAUAUACUAUGAUUGGAAAAAACUCGAUGUAUGAAAACAUACGGAUGUGCGUGUGUGGGCAUGUGCAUGUGUGCGUGCGUGUGAGAGUGGGUGUGUGCAUGGGUGUAGCUAAACUUUACUACGUGCAACGUUAAUAACUCGGCACAAAGUCACACAAUCGCAAGCUUCCACUCGACUUAUACUUUUCUUCACUUUUUCAUACUUAACUUACUGAUAUGUAUACAACAAAUAUUUCAAAGUACAAUUUUUACCAUUGAUCAAUCACCGUAGACUUGAGGAUGAUAGACUUGAAAAUUUAGCAUUUUUUGAUGAAACACUAGUGUUGAGAUUCACAGGUGUAAUGAGACAAGAUAAGAUUUUUUUUCUGUAGAUACGCUUUGCUGCGUGAUAAUGAAAAAUUGCUUUUCUUACAUCACCUAAUUGUAAAUAUAAAUUAAUAAAUGGUCUUUAUUCAAGUCCAUCUAGGAAUGAAUGGUUACAAAUCAAUUUUUAAGAAUUAUCGUUAGUUUCAUUCAUAACAAAACUUUUCACAAUUUAUAGUGUAAAUUUUAAAGGAGUUAUGCGUUCACUCAAAAGUUCAGUUACUGGCAAAAACACGCGUAAAAUUGUAAGAGAACCAACUCCUUGUUAUUAUUUAUACCGUACGUGAAUUUAAAUGUUGUCAAUAUACAUAUAUAUGUACAUAUAUAAGCGCUCGAAUUGUUAUGUACGUGUAACAUAUAUAUGCAUCAAUGAGUUCAUCGAAACGGAAAAUUUACGGCAAAGAUUCGAAAUAAUGAUAGUGCAAGUGAUUGAUGUCGUCUAAUACGAUCGACAAGGCGCAAUUAUUCGCAAAACUAUGUAUAUUAUUGCAACAUUAGGAAAUUAAUUCGACGCCAGAGAGAUUUACGGCAAUCGCAUUAAUUAAAAUAAGAUAAAAUCUCUCGAUGUCGCGACUAUAAUGAUUGGCAAAGUCGAUUUACCUUUCAAUUAACCAUUAAUUUAAGAUUUACAUCAUUGUAUUAUUGUUCCUUUCAUUUUUUUUUAUUUCAUAUUGCAAGAUUAUGAAAUAUCUCAUUUUACACGUACAUUGCUUUCUUUAAAUCUAACUUUUAUGAAUAAAAAAUUUUACGUAUGUAUUAGUAAAAUAAUAUCUUUAGACUGCAUUGCAUAAAGAAUAUGCGUGAUUUUAAAAAGAAAUCUUUUUUUUUUAUCAUUACUAUGAAAUAAAUUUUUAAAUACAAUUUUAAAGUUUGCCAAUUGACAGCAUGGAGAUGAUUUCUUGUGAGCAGUAACUAGAAAUCAACUAUUGCGAUAUUUAAAAUGAAUUCUUACGUGUAAUAACGAAAGCAAGAUUAUGAUACGAUCUAUCGAGGUUAAAAUAAACGGCAACUACAUUUUUUUAGGACAUUGUGUUUUACAUUGAAAGUUUAAAAAUUAUCAAAACCGUGAGUAAAAACAAUUCAUUUGUGACAUCAAUACCAAUUAUAAUAUUUUUUUAAGCCGAAGGAUUUAAAUAAUGCAUUCUUAUGAUUUAUAUUUUGAAAUAUUUUUUUAUAUUUACAUAAUCUGUGAUCAAGUAUCCAAAUUUCUGACUGCGUAUCGAUAACACUACUCUGAAUUAUGUAACAAUUAAAUUCGUAUUUUUUUGUUUUGGAUGUUUGUUACAAUUAUGAAAAUGUGUAGUGCACAAUGCGAACACCAAUUAAACAAAAUUUUUUAUUUUAUAUUAACAUGCAACAUAAAUAUCUUUAAACUUAAAAAAAAAAGUAAUAAUUGUUACGCAAAAAGUUAUUGUACAAAACAUUAGGAAUCGGCGAUGUCGCUAUUGCAACAAUAGAAAACGUCAGCAAAAGAACAUCAUUUUUGUCCUAUUUAAUAAAAGCGAGUAGUUGAAUUAUUAUAGCUCAUAAUCUUAACGCUAAUUUAUUUUAUAAGAAUACAUGUAUAGGAGUUUCUCUAAUACAUCGCAGUCGCAGCCACAAAAUAACUAAUGGUUGUGUAGUAUCUUAUAAUGUAAAUAAUUUCAAUUUGUAACUUUUGAAAGAGUACACGAAAGCACUAUGAAAUUAAAUAAGUAUAACUUUAACAAGACGAAUUUGUAACGAAAAAAGUAUGCGUAUAGUUGCUGAGAAUUUUGACUGUGCUUCAUUUAAGUAUAUAAUUGGAUUUUCUUGUUUGAAAAUUCAUGUCUAUUUGUAACGAUUGUCGCGAAAAAAUAAGUAAAAUCAGAACUUUUAAUCUUUCAGCGGAAAACGUCUGAUUGAGUAUUCUAAGCGCUGCUUCAAUUUGUGCAGACUGUUAAGUAGAAACUAAACUAUAGCUAUAUAUUUUUUUAAUAAGUUUGAUUUAUAAUAAAUCUGAUUACAUGUGUAGUCCUGAUUUGCUAUUGUUUUUCAUUAUCGACAAAACUUGAUUGAUUGUGAAAAUCAUAUAAUUGUAUAGCAUUUAUUUAUGAUAAUGAUAAUAAAUUCAAGUCCAAUUUA